CUAACUAUAUUUAGUAACCCACUUGCAUUAUAAUAUUAAUAAUUAGCUACUCCAAAUCUCUCUCUCUUAAAAGACAUUUUUCUCUAAGUAUCAGAUUAACUUUUGUAGGGUUUUUCUUUCCCGGCAAAAACAAUUUAUGUACCCUCCUCCUUCCUCCUCCAAGUCCACUGUUCCAGACGGCGGAGACGCCAACGACAAUGGACAUGACUCAGCUGCUGGAGCUACCCGUGAUUUCUCCUCCCUCGGCUCUCAAACCCACUAUAAUCCUCCGCGGCCGCCGCCUCAUCAGCGGCAGCAGCACAAUCCUAACGUCGUUGGUCUCGGUGAUUACUUCCCCGAUGAUCCAUCUAACACUGGAUUCGAUCCCGGGGCAUCUUCUUCCUCUCCAUUGUUCCGACACAGAAGCUCUCCGGCUGGAUUCUAUGACCAACAUCUUCCCACUGCCAACGGUUUUUCUCUAGGGAGGCCAAACGGAGGAUACGGAGGAGGAGAGCGAGGGCCGCCGGGGCUGAAGCCGGAGCUGAGAUUCUCCGGCGGGAGUAGUAGUAGUAGUCAUCAAGAACGUAACUCUCUACAGCGAAUCUCGGAGGUCGAAGCAGCUGCGGCGGCUAUAAAAGGUGUCCCAUCCACGAGUAUGACUUUUGGAAAUGAUCACAACAAUUGGGACAACUCGUCUUCUCAUAUCAGUUUCACCAUUGAUGAACCCGGGAAACGGUCCAAGACCACCGAUUUUUUCACCUUAGAAACACAGUUUAGUAUGCCGCAAACGUCUCUGGAAAUGGCGAGAAUGGAGAGUAUGAUGAACAUACCAGAGGAUUCGGUGCCUUGUAGGACUAGGGCCAAGCGUGGCUGCGCUACUCACCCGCGCAGCAUCGCUGAAAGGGAGAGAAGAACGAGAAUAAGCGGAAAGCUGAAGAAGCUACAAGAACUGGUGCCCAAUAUGGACAAACAAACGAGCUAUGCGGACAUGUUGGAUUUGGCUGUUGAGCAUAUCAAAGGUCUUCAACACCAAGUAGAGUCGCUGGAGAAGGGGAUGGAGAGAUGCACUUGUGGGGCAUGCAAGAAGCGAUGAUGAAAUGAUAUGAUGUGUUUCCAAACAUGAAGUAUAGAAGAGAAGAAAAGGAGACUAAGGAAUCAAUUCAACAGCAACAAAAAGAUUUUAAUUAUAUACUUGUGAUUUUGGAGGUCCAAAGAAAGUGAUGGUGGUCUAUUAAUGAAGUCUGGUUUUGACACAUUCUCGAAGUCGUCACCAUAGUGACAACUUAAAUUAGUUCGAUCAAUCAAAUUUAACCAAUAAAA
Molecule: messenger RNA, 1299 nt
Organism: Brassica oleracea var. oleracea
Lineage: Eukaryota; Viridiplantae; Streptophyta; Magnoliopsida; Brassicales; Brassicaceae
Product: transcription factor bHLH129
Exons: 6
Coding region: 137-1072 (311 amino acids)
Biological process (GO): regulation of transcription by RNA polymerase II
Cellular component (GO): nucleus
Molecular function (GO): DNA-binding transcription factor activity, RNA polymerase II-specific; protein dimerization activity; RNA polymerase II cis-regulatory region sequence-specific DNA binding
Source: RefSeq, a predicted model, not a curated record